GUUUUCCCUGUCACGCUGAUCAUGCAGUAGCGUUCCCUGCUAUUAUUGUCUGUCUUCAUUUGCCAGCUUUGGCCAGGUCCUCCCUACAUUUAGGCAUUGCAGUUAGAAAAUAGAAGCACGCUAAUCAAUCCAAGUGUUUAACCUCGUUUUCCUUUCCUUCUUAUCCCUUUAUAUUUAUCAAAUUAAAUUAUAAGGGCAUGAGGUUCUGAAACAAUCGCCGGGAUUGAGAUUCCGAGGUUAACAAUCGGCGUUGCUCUUCAAAAGAAUCUUUGCAAGAAUCAGAUACAAGCGCUCUGAAGGCUAACGAAUCGCAUGGACCUUGGUGACGACGAUGGACGCUGACGCCCAGGCGCCGGAGGCACCGUCGUCGCCGCCGCCGCCCCGGUCCGCCCGGUCGAGGCCGUCGAGCUGGAGCAGCAGCGGCAGCUCCGAGUACACGAGCCUCCGGGACGUGCUCUCGGAGCUGGGCGGCGGCGGCGGCGGCGGCGGCAGCUCCUCCGACCUCCACGACUUCGACACCUCCAACAUCCCCAUCCGCAACCAGCUGCUCAAGCACGCCGCGUCCGCCUACCUCCAGUCCGCCAUCGUCGUCACGCCGCGCGAAAGGGGCUGCCUCAGCAGGGCCUGGCGCCGCCGCUGCCGCAUCCUGCUCCGGCCGUGCCCCGAGUGCGAGUGCGACGUGGACGUCGACCCCGUUCGCCGCUGCGCCGCGGCGUUGGCCGGCUCGGUGCGGCGCGUCCUCGCCUCCCUCUGCGGCUGCGUCGCCUGCGUGUGGACGUAGCGCGCACAGGUGCACCGCUGCCCCACGGCGGCAUUGCACGAGACGAGCUGCCAUCGUGACAUCGUCGCUGCCGUUUGGCCAUGCAUGCAUGCAUGCAUGCUGAUGUUUUAAUUAUUACGCUGAACAUGACUGCUUCGUGUAUGUGCACGUAGGCAUGAUUUUGCUCUUUGCAUUCUGCGAUGGUGUCUGAUACGAAUCAUACGAUCGUACAUAUUUAGACGUGGGGCUGUUUAACUUUA
Triticum aestivum (bread wheat) is the source of this 1020-nucleotide messenger RNA. RefSeq lists its product as uncharacterized. The record is from RefSeq and is a predicted model, not a curated record. The transcript has a single exon. NCBI's taxonomy places the organism in Eukaryota, Viridiplantae, Streptophyta, Magnoliopsida, Poales, Poaceae. The coding region runs from base 332 to 781 and encodes 149 amino acids.